ACGUCCUUGACUGCGAGUUGGAACUUCAGAGUUUGACCUGAUUCACCCUUGACUUGACCUCGCUUCCCGGACUUCCGUCAAUCCUUUUCAUUUCUUCUCAGGCUCUUCGCAGGAACCCAUCGGUGACAGCACAAGCAGAAGUUUGUCCUGCGCAAUGUUCUCUCCUUGGACCGUGUGUUGCCGUCUUGCCCCGUCAACUCCUUUCCUGGGUCCCCCGUCGGCGGUGUAACGGCACGCGAACCCUCCUCUGUGCGGCACGCUCACUGCAGUGCUCAGGCUGUGCUGUGCGGCUUGCCAUGCUGGUCUGCGAGUCUGCGGCCGGUCCAUGGUUACUCAAGUGCCCUCGAGCCAGCGGUCUCAUCACACACUGGCACUGCACGGAUCCAAGAAAAAGAGAGGCAUCGCAGACGGCGGCUCCCCUCCAGCGAAAGAGUCGGCUCCAAGGUCAUGGGGUCACCGCACACGCACUGGCAUCGGAUCCUGGGUCUUCUGGGUCUUCUCCCACGCCUUGCCGCCUUCGCUUCCUAGCGGCGUCCUACCGAAAAUCUGCAGCCCGCCCGGGGAGGCCCGUUCUCUACCAAGGCCCCGGUUCUGCUGAUAUUGCAAUGUGUGAUCAAGAGCCUCAUUGGCCAGCCCUGGCCAUUUCGCUGGCCGUGGCAACUCGUCGGCGCACAAACUAAUCCAUCUCACCUUCGGUAAGCUCCUCUUUUCACGCGUGCUGGCUACAUUUAGUCCCCCUGAGUAUCGUUGCUCGUGGAUCAAGCCUCAUGGAUCCGAGACCUCUUCAUCAUUGGCACUUUGACCACGUCGUCUAUCCGGCGCUGGGACUCUGUGACCACCUUCACAAAAUGCCCUGGCUGGUAGCACUUCUACCCAAGAGCUUGGACGCUGCUGCUGCGUCUUGACCACAUUUUGCACCUCACGCCUCUGCUUAAAACAUGUCAACUCUCCUCAACCUUGCCCGCAGAUACUCCUCCUGUCCUUGUAACUGUCGUGUCUCAUCUGAACUCCGCUUCCCGGUCAACCUGAUUGACAGCCGUUGAUAAUUCUCCUUGACUGUUUGACAUAUAUACCAUCCACGCUGAACAAGGCCGACUGUCGCUGUUCUUCUGCUUCCAACACUUUUUUUGGUCUGCCACAGUGGGCCGGUUGGGUCAUCCACCGAUCCACGUAUUAACCAGGCAUUUACCCAAUUGUCUGGGGUUCUCCCUUGAAGCAGUCUUCGCCUCUGCGGGUUGUGCCUAUCUACUCCCAAAUUUCUUACGCUCUGGUCACUUCACACUUCAGUCCGGAGUCACUUAUAGAAAAUGGACCUGGCCUGCAGCGGCUUUACUGCUGUCAAUGUGGACUCGGAUUUUGAACAACCAGAAGAUAUCCACGAAUACUUCACUCUACAAGCACCACCCAAUACCACUAUAUGGCGGAAGCCGUCCGCUAUAGAUGACACCACGGCCCCAAUGGUGCUGAAGCGCUUGCAACAAUCAUUCAUCCUUGCGGAAGUCACCGUAUCUGCCGAUUUCGCCAUGGAGUUUGACCAAGCUGGUCUGGUCAUAUUCUCAGGCUCCCUGGGAGACCCGCCUUCAUCAAGAUCCCCCAAUGUCCGGAGGAGUCCGCGUUACUACAGACCCAGGAUGGAAACACUUGCUCGGGGCAAGUGGGCAAAGGCCGGCCUGGAGUUUACGGGAGGCGAACUCCAUGCCGCGUCUGUGGUGGCCAUCUCCAGUUGCGGUGCCGACUGGUCGUCGUCUGCACGGAUGCCCUCACCCUCAACCACAUUCGACCCAUUUUCACUGACGUCGCAAUCGCUGCGCAUCAAGUUCGAACGGGUCGAAGAAUCUUUGUGGAUCUGGUAUCAGAUACCUAAUCUCAGCCCCCAGCCCUCGGAUUGUCAGCCGCCGUCUUUCGAUCCUGGGCGAAGAAGCCCAGAAGAUGUAGGGUCGGGCUGGAAGAAAAUGCGCGAAAUCAUGGGGUUCUUUGGCGGCAUGGAGGGCAAGGCGAAUGUCUGGGUGGGAUGCUAUGCGAGUCGGCCGAUGAAUUUUGAGCCCAGCAACAGCUGGGAAGAGGUCGAUGCAUUGGUCGCCGAAUUUGAAGAUCUGGACAUUUUAUGAUUGUUUCCAGUGAAUUGACUCAAUCUAAAGGAAGAGAGGGGCAGAAGUAUACGCCAACUAACGUGCCUCAGCGUUCGAUAUCAGUCCUUGGCAUUGCCAAAAACGUUGGGCUGUGUAGAGGUUGUGGGGACGCGGUAUUUCAGAAACUGUGCCGACCUCUCGUCCAGAAUUGUUGAUUUGAGCGUUUUCGUUUGUUUAUUUUGUAACACCAGCGUCGGUGUAUCAUGCGUACGAGCUCUGAUCCAGCGAGAUGGGAGAGAGGCAUGCCGGCUUGGGCGACGUUUUCGGGACUUCGCGAGCGACAAAGCUGAUAUUGACCGGGUCUUCGGUAACUUGCAUUUUGGAUAGCUCAAUCUGCAGCUCCUGUUUGUUGUGCAGAAGAUACCACAAUGAGAAUCAUGACACAGAGCAAACCAGAGCACCAUCUUAUUUCCCUAA
Molecule: messenger RNA, 2546 nt
Organism: Exophiala dermatitidis NIH/UT8656
Lineage: Eukaryota; Fungi; Ascomycota; Eurotiomycetes; Chaetothyriales; Herpotrichiellaceae
Exons: 1
Coding region: 1308-2108 (266 amino acids)
Source: RefSeq, a predicted model, not a curated record